AAUGCACACUUUGUAAUCCAUAAUCUAACAAAAGGUUUUGCAAUAAAUAAAUAAGCAAAAAACAGAACCUUUAGAAUCCAUCUAUAUUACUUAUGUAAAUUGAAUUAUAAAGUUUAGUCUUCAGCCACCAAGAUUAAAUUGUCUUUAGAGGAUGCAGCUUAAGUUAGAAAAGUUAUGCAAGUAAUUCCUAUUUUAAGUAGGGCAUUCAAAGUGUUCAUUUACAGAAAUAGUAAUCAGAAGCAUUGAUUUCUAGCAACAAAGGGCCUGUUCUCAAUGUUGAUAACAAUAAUGCUAUGAAUUAAGUUAAGAAUGAGGAUAAUAAAUAGAGUCCUUAGAAAGGUAGAUUUUUAGUAAGAAAUGAAUAUGGCAGCAAAUUGUAAUCUGAGAAUAAAAUCAAUCAUUCAUCAGUUGCUCCAAAUAAAUACCAUAAAAAUUAGUUAUCCUUUGGGGAAUGUGGAAAAAAGAUUAAAGCAGAGGAUAUUUGGAAAAGGAGAAAGGAUUAUGAUUAGAAAGUUAGAUAAUUUCAUUUACCAAAAAUAAAAGAAUAUAAUAGAUUUCAAAAUAAUAGCUUAUAAAAAUAACAAUCUGGAUAGCACACUGCAGAAAUUUAAUUCUCAGAUAUCUUUAAAGAAGAUAUUGAUGAUGAUUUGUUGUAGGAAUAUAAUGAGAAGUAAUUUAAAUUAGAUUAACUAGAUAUUAUAAAAAAUAACUCUUUCUUUGGAACAAAAAAUAAAGAUAAUUUGAUAUUGUUAACGAUGAUUUAUUUGAUUGA
This is a messenger RNA of Paramecium pentaurelia, 772 nucleotides long. The record is from the annotation of a GenBank genome assembly. Lineage: Eukaryota; Ciliophora; Oligohymenophorea; Peniculida; Parameciidae.